Messenger RNA from Microplitis mediator, 1903 nucleotides. RefSeq lists its product as uncharacterized. The transcript is spliced from 3 exons. Bases 101 to 1903 code for a protein of 600 amino acids. The record is from RefSeq and is a predicted model, not a curated record. Lineage: Eukaryota; Metazoa; Arthropoda; Insecta; Hymenoptera; Braconidae.
UCAGAAAUUCACAAAUCCUGUAUACUUAUAAUUAAGUAGAGAUUAAUUGAUUGAGUAGAGUUCAUCAUAAUUAACUAGUUAACUCAUUCUUGUUUCAGACAUGAAGCCGGACUUAUUUAUAUUGAAAGGGUGGAAGGAUGGGGUUUCUAACUCUGCUGGUUUUGGCGUUUCUGGUAACAACGUCAAGUUUAACGGGAAAUCCCUUAAGCUUGAUUUAUUUACUGAAGACGACACUGCCAUGCUGAACUUCAUUCGCCACAGCAUUGAAGUGGCAACUCCACCUUCUACCCAACCUCCGACCCCAGCAAUUUUCGUGUACGGGAGGACGGGUAGCGGCAAAACCACCACACUAUUCGGGGAUGAGGGUAGGACCUUGGGUCUCCUUCAUUUUUUUUAUGGAUACCUCAACAACCCUGAGGUCGUUUUUAAAGCUGAGGAAUGUUCCGAAAGUAAUUUUCGGGACAUGGUGAAGACUCGGAAUGUCCGGAUGGGUUGCUCCAAGUUUAUACCGGUGGCGGAAUUGGAAGCAGCCCCAAUUUCGAAACUCAAGUCCAGGAUCAGCAACCGUUUGAAGGAAGAGAAUGGAGUCCAUUCUUCACCUUCUAGAGGGAUUGUGCUUCUGGAAUUGACCAAUACGAGAACGCACCGAAAAUGUGUGGUCAUCGACAUGCCGGGCCUGGAAGGCAGGGAAGUUGAUGCCUCCAGACCUAGUGGAUCUCCAUCGACUCCUGCUAGCAAGACCACUAGGUGGAUUACGUCGAUAAGUUCCGGGUUCCACCAGUACAUCAAUCGGCCAUCAUCAAUAACACCCGUACAUCCGCUGUGGAGCAGCAUUAAUGAUGCCCUACCAGUCAACACCCUACGUUUUCUGGUGGCAUCCAUUAAGCCGCCAUACAACACGGCCAACAUAGCCUCCACAAUGGAAUUAUUGUGGAGUUUUAAGAGCCAACGCACUUUUCUGGCGGUGCCUGGAGUGGCCGUGAGUCCUGCGAGUGGCUCUAACGAGUCAGCUCUCAUCAUUCAAUUGAGAGCUGAACUUGCGGCUGCUCGUAACGAGAUCCAGGAACUACGAGCGGAACGGGACGCACUACGGGAGCAGAUUGCUACGCAUAGAUGCGUAGAUUCGUCUUCGACUCAACAACCUCCAUUACCUCCGGAAGGCACACCACCUCGAUAUUCGCGCCCGUCGUCGAGUUCUGCUAGUCAGGCUAAUACGCCACCUCGCCAGUCACGCCCGUCGUCGAGUUCACCUAGUCAGGCUAAUACGCCACCUCGACAUUCGCGCCCGUCGUCGAGUUCUUCUAGUCAGGCUAAUACGCCACCUCGUCUUCCUAGUCCAGCGUUGAGGCCUUCAACACCUUCGCCGCAGCCUGGUCCGAGUUCGCAAGCGAUCAUUAACUCUCCGGAACCUUCGCCUCCCGUUACGAGGUCAAAGCGAAGAAGGGUCUCGGACCACCCCUUGACUUUACCGACGGCUAUCGAAUUACGACCUCGAUACGCAAAACCACCCAUCGUCCGUCAAGACGCGACCGACGACGAGAAGGCUCAAGCGAUGAUCCAUGCUCUUGGACUCGACAACAUCGCGGAUGUUCCAAUGCUUGGACCGUCAGCGAAAGAGUUGUAUGCCGUAGACGAUCCUCAGCUCUUCAAGCGAGUAGACUGGAGUCAGUAUAUCCGACUCCAGAAUGAGUCGGGUACUCGUUUUGAAUGCGUCAAGUGUGGAAUGGACCUCAAAAGGUGCUAUGCAGUACUCCACACUUGGACGAUCGAGCUGAGGCAAAGUCUACGGUGUCCCGAGAAUGGAUGUGCUUUUACGUUUCGCUAUCCAUGCGAUAUUCCGGGACACCUCAAGACGGUCCAUAGCAUUGAACUGCAGCGAGGCAGGAAGCGGAAAAGGCGUUAA